AUGAGUUCCAUAGAGUCCAUGAGGUCAUUCAACUGGGCUGGAAAGGCGCCCUUGACUCUGAGACCGUUCAAGCCUAAAUAUCACAUCACCAUGGCUACACAAAGCUCUACGCCCUCAGAUCUGAUCAUCAUGGAUCGCAAUUACAAGGACCGAGUAGCAGAAAGAAGACAGCUGAUAGCCUUGCACCCUUCCGUUGUCGUGGGAGCUGUCCCCCAGGGAAAGGAUGCUGUGCAGGAGCUAUAUUCCUACCUCAUGUCCGACUAUCUUCCACACAAGUAUCCGACCAUGUUUACCGUUGACAAAACCCGCGGCGUGUUCCACAACCAAAUUACUACCGCUUCCUACCAGUUAUCGCCACCGGACAAUCCAGUUGAGGCCCUGAAGAUUCUAGGUGAGACUGUCGAGGAUGACAUGUUUCUCCUUCAUGAGACAGAACAAGGUCAUCGCAGCGUGGCGUAUGUGUGUUGCUACUGUUCUGGCUUUGACCCGUCCCAGAAGUUGGACAAGCUGCUUGUCGAGAUUCACGAGCCGGUGCCAAGCUAUCACCGGAUCGGUCCAAGCAUGGAAAGGUAUUUCAGCCGACUCGAGGUUGGUAAGAACGUAAAGCGGAUCAACUGGUCAGUUGUUGAUACGCCGAUCUUAUUCAACUGUUCAACCAACCACGUCCACGAAAGUGAUAUUGAAUCCGUCAUUCAUGAUGAGGAUAUUGAUAUCGAGAAGGUCAGUUCCCGGUCAUCAGCUCGCUUGAGAGUUGAAUUGCAGACUCUGAGUCGGCUCCCAAAGACAAGAGCGGUUCUCUUCUCCUUCAAGACGCAUUUGUACACGCUGAAGGAGAUCAAGGCCGAAGGGCUCGGUCCUGAGCUGGCUGAUGCCAUUGAUGGGCUCAAGGAGGGGAACGCCCCUGGGAUGUGGACCUACAAAGGAGCUGUCAGAUGGGGCAAGAAAGUCAAAGAAUAUCUAAGGUCUUAG
This is a messenger RNA of Cryphonectria parasitica EP155, 969 nucleotides long. RefSeq lists its product as uncharacterized. Lineage: Eukaryota; Fungi; Ascomycota; Sordariomycetes; Diaporthales; Cryphonectriaceae. The record is from RefSeq and is a predicted model, not a curated record. The transcript is spliced from 4 exons. The coding region runs from base 1 to 969 and encodes 322 amino acids.